Messenger RNA from Verticillium nonalfalfae, 2076 nucleotides. RefSeq lists its product as uncharacterized. Gene Ontology annotation, biological process: glucan catabolic process. The coding region runs from base 1 to 2076 and encodes 691 amino acids. Gene Ontology annotation, molecular function: hydrolase activity, hydrolyzing O-glycosyl compounds. The transcript is spliced from 2 exons. The record is from RefSeq and is a predicted model, not a curated record. Lineage: Eukaryota; Fungi; Ascomycota; Sordariomycetes; Glomerellales; Plectosphaerellaceae.
AUGGCCUACAGUCUAUCACACUCCUAUUUUGGAGACGCCUUCGUCUCAGAUUUCAACUGGUUCAAUGGAAAUGACCCCUCCCACGGCUUUGUCCGAUACCAAAGCGAACCCGACGCUCUGGGCCAGGGCCUCUACUCGGUCAACCCCAUCUCACAAGCCGUCAUUCUUGGCGUCGACCACACCAACACAUUCGCCGUCGAUGAGGGCCGCCCCAGUGUGCGCCUAGAGAGCAAGCAGGCGUACAACCAUGGCCUGUUCAUCGGUGACUUUGCCCACAUGCCGCCUUCCGUCUGCGGUCUGUGGCCGGCGUUCUGGAUGUACGGGCCCGACUGGCCCAACAGCGGCGAGAUUGACAUCAUCGAGGGCGCCAACCUGGCCACGAGGAACCUCAUGUCGGGACACACCUCGGCAGGCUGCACGUUGCCCCCGGCUGCUGGCCAGGUGCUGGGCCAGCCCACGACCACCGACUGUCUCUCGCCCGGCACCAACAACAAUGCGGGGUGCGGCUACGCCGCCGACCCCCUGAACCAGGCCAGCUACGGCGACGCCUUCAAUGCCGUGGGCGGUGGCGUGUACGCCAUGGAGUGGACCGAGGACGACAUCAAGAUCUGGCACUGGUCGCGACAGAACAUCCCCGCCGACAUCAUCAACAAGCGACCCACGCCCGAGACCUGGGGCCUGCCUUCGGCGCUCUUCGGCGGCGACAGCUGCGACACGGACAAGCACUUCGCGAACAUGAGCAUCGUCCUCCAGACCAACUUCUGCGGCGACUACGCCGGCGCCGAGUGGCAGAACGGCCAGUGUGGCGAUCUCGCGCCGACCUGCGUCGACUACGUGUCCAGCAACCCGCAGGCCUAUGCCAACGCCUACUGGGAGGUCAACUACAUUGACGUCUUUGAGCUCGGCAGCCUCGGUGCCGGCGCCCCCUCGCUCUCCGUGGAGCCCACGACGACGACCACUGUGGCGACGACGUCGACCAUCUUCGUCACCGUCUUCCCCACCGGCCACAACGGCACCGCCGUCACGUCUGCCGUCGUCGCCAAGCUCCCUGUGCCCUCCAGCAUUCCUGCCGGCGUCUUCCCCCCCGGCGUCCAGCCUUCUGCGUCCGCCCCGUCCCGGGCGCCUGCUGCCGGCCCGCAGAGCCCUGCGACCGACCCCAUCGUCCCGGCGCGCGACCCGGCCGCCAUCGGCCCCUUUGCCUUCCUCGGCUGCUUCGCCUCGACCAGCAGCUUCCCCACCUUCCAGCUGAAGCAGACGUCGGCCGCCAUGACGCCCAAGACCUGCGUCGCCCUCUGCGCCGGCAGUCGCUACGCCGCCGUCCACGACGACGCGUGCCUCUGCGCCACGUCGCUCGACGGCGAGACGCGCGCCAUCGCCAACCGCGCCGAGUGCAGCAUUCCCUGCCCCGGCGACGCCAGCUCGUUCUGCGGCGGCACCCGGCCGACGCGCGGCGCCAAGCGCGCGCUCCCCUCCAACUUCCUCGUCAGCCUCUACGGCACCGUCGGCGGACCGAACGAGGUGCCGGCGCCGGCGCCGGCCAUGGGCGAGGGCGGCGUCCACCCCCACGCCAAUGCGAACGCGAAUGUGAAUGCCAACGCAAAUGCGAAUGUGAAUGCCAACGCCAAUGCGAACGCCAACGCAAAGGCAAGCCCCACGACCGCGACCAUGACCACCAUCACCUACGUGACCGUGUGCCCGACGAACCCGGCGCAGCUCAUCACGACGGAGCUCCGCGCCCCGCUCUGCGGCUGUGCCGACGACAAGCCGACCUACAAGACGUUUGUCGAGGUCUGCGACGCCUGCGGCCCCGACGGCCAGAACGAGGUGACGCUCACCAUCCCCGUCACGCGCACGCACGUCGUCUCCGUCACCCACACCCCCGCCAUCGGCACGCCGCCCAUCCAGCUCGCGAGCUCGCCCCUGCCGACGGGCCACGCCCCCUCCGGCCUCUGGUGGCCGGCCCUGCCCGAGGCCACGACGGCCGGCUUUGUGCAGGUCGACGAGGCGCCCAGCCUGAGCCUCGGCGUCGCCAUCGGCGUGCCUGUCGCGGUCGCCCUGUUCCGACUGAUUAUGUAA